AUGAAGCCACAAGAAAGCCCCAAUAAAGAGCCUAUUGAGAUAACAUCAUCUUACCACCUUAGUCAGGUAAUCUUUGAGGCAACAAGGAAAGUGUCCCAAGCCAAGCACCCAUUACAAAACAGUGAGAUCUUACAAGAACUUGUAUCUGAAAAGUUCAGAGCUGAUGUCUCACAGCUACCGUUGAAGGAUUGUCUCAAAACAAAUGACUUAAAUGAGGCAGUUAGUAAAUGGAAUGAGCUUUACACAAAUACAUUAAAUGAGCAUGCCCCUUUGAGCAAAGUAAAAGUUAGAUCAAAACCAAAACCCUGGUUUACACACGAACUACAGACUCUAAUAAACAACAGAGACAAUACCAGGAAGAAAGCAAUAGCUACCAAAUCUGAAAUAGUGUGGAAGCAAUACCAAGUGGAGAAAUGGAGCGUUAUCAAGGCUGUGAGAGAUGCACAAGACUCCUUCUUUCAAAAGACACUAACAGAAUUUAAAAACAACCCUAAACAGAUGUGGAACUGCAUUAAGCGACUUGCUCCAACAAAAAAGGAAAGUAACCCUCUUCCACCUGAGUGGUUUUUCUCAGAAAUUGGAAAGAUGACCCAAAAUGAAUUACAGCCGACUGAACAGAGCUUCCCCUUUCCUUUGGACAUAAGAUCUAAGCUCUCUUUUAAAACUGUAAAUAGUGCUGAGGUAAAAAAUUGGCUGCUGAACAUCCCAUCUAAUAAAGCAACUGGUGCCGAUAACAUUGACAUCAAAUCUUUGAAAAUUGUGGCAGACAUAGUGUCCCCAUCCAUUGCAUCCAUAUUAAACCUGAGCAUUGCAUCAGCACAGUUCCCUUCGAUAUGGAAAUCGUCAUUGAUUACUCCAGUCUUCAAAGCUGGAGCUAAAACUGCAAUAGGAAAUUAUCGUCCAGUGUCUGUGUUACCACUUCUCUCCAAACUGAUGGAAAAGGUUGUAAAUUCACAAGUGGCCCACUAUCUGAAAGAUAACAAUAUUCUCACAAAAUUUUACUCUUGAUUUUGCAAGAAUCAUUAAACUCAAACUGCCCUCAUAAGCAUAACUGAUAACAUUUUGUGUAACAUGGACAAAGGCCUUAUCACACCCACAAUACUGAUAGAUUUUAGCAAAGCAUUUGAUAAGCAAACCAUUGACCACCUAUCGAUGCUUCAAAAACUACUAAGGUAUGGUUU
Molecule: messenger RNA, 1181 nt
Organism: Rhopilema esculentum
Lineage: Eukaryota; Metazoa; Cnidaria; Scyphozoa; Rhizostomeae; Rhizostomatidae
Source: RefSeq, a predicted model, not a curated record